AUGACUACCUUCACGCGCCAGCCAUUUGGUGAGCUUGGCUCAUCGCGUUUGCAGGCGCUACAGAGCGCAAAGAACAAGCAGAAUGCCAUCUCGCCCAGCUUCGCGUCCCCAUUGAAGCCAUCACCCACAGCAGCCACCGGCAAACGCCAGCGCGCACCUGAAAUCUUCCAAGACGACAGCAGCUCCGAAAACAUAGACCCAGCGCUAUUUGGCUCGCCCGCCAAGAAAUCGAGGACCUUCAGUCACGCUGGAUUCAUCAAGCCCGCCAAACCCUCUCUGUUCCUGUCGCCUGCCAAGGCACACUCAAGUUCCACACCCAGUUCCAGCUCCAGCCUCACCGCUACCCCCACUAUCCCCUCAAUCCGCAACGCCCUCUCCUCCCCCAACACCGCAAGGUCCACUCCCAUCAGCACCAGCCGAGGCUCCCCAAAGAACAAGCGCAUCCACGCCAUCUCUAAGCGCCGCGCCUCGAGCUCACCCUACCGCCGCCUCGACCCUCCCUCUUUCUCCGCAACCAACACCCCCGCCAGCAACCUACCCUUCUCCAUCGACGCUGCCCUCAGCGGCAGCAUCCCUACCUACACGCCCAAGGCCGCUUCUGUAGUCUCCACUCCCAUGUCCGCACCCCAGCAUGGACACAUGUCCAACAGCGUCGAAGAGGCCAUGCCCAAAUCCUGGUUCUUCGACAUACACGAAGAUACACCCGAGCAAGAGGCUGCCAACCACAUGGAACACUCUGCCUCUGUCCUCGACAUCAGCUCCGACGACGACGUCGAGAUGAAGAAACUAAAUGAGGAUCUCGAACGUGGAAAAGAGAAUAUUCCGCCGCCCGAGUGGGUCGUUGCGCAGCAGGCACGUGUACAGGCACAGACCUCCAUGUCCAUUGCUGGCUCGGACAAGAUCGAUGCUGAGGAACCAGUGAAGCGACCUCGACUGAAGACGUUUAUCCAAGAUGCCAUGGAAGAGGACCGGAAACCGCUUGGGGAUUUACCACCCAGCGAAUUUUACGGUGAAGGCUGUGAUGCAUCGACUUACGUCACGGUGGAUGCAGGCAUGGAGAGACCAUCUGGAUUGUCCCGAGAGUGCGAUUUCAGCGUUGCAGUCGACGAAGAGGACAAGGUCGACGAGACACCAGUUGUCGAGCCUACCCUCCUUGUCGAAGAGCACACUGCCAACCCACCUGCCUCUGAGAAGAUUGCCCCUGGCGAAAACGAAUCCCAUGUCGCUGUCACUACAUGCACAUCGCAAGACCCUGUCGCACAGACUCUCGACACGACAACUCCCUCGUCACCCCAGGAAACAUCCAACCCUGACUCAUGA
This is a messenger RNA of Plenodomus lingam JN3, 1320 nucleotides long. RefSeq lists its product as uncharacterized. The record is from RefSeq and is a predicted model, not a curated record. NCBI's taxonomy places the organism in Eukaryota, Fungi, Ascomycota, Dothideomycetes, Pleosporales, Leptosphaeriaceae.